AAUGUCUCCUCCGCUUCUCAUGGUGCUGAGUCCCAGGACAUCCCCCCAGCCCAAGGAAAGAACACAUGCCCUGUGUGUGGGAGAACAUUCACUUAUAAAUCAAUCUUUGAUACGCACUGGAGAAUCCACACUGGUGAAAAACCAUUUAAGUGCUUGGAGUGUGGAAAGAGCUUCACGCAAAGCACCACCCUUACAUUACAUAUGAGAACACACACCGGUGAGAAGCCAUACAUUUGCCUGAAAUGCGGGAAGAAGUUUAGCCGUAGCUCAACCCUCUCAUCACAUAAAAGAAUUCACACUGGAGAAAAACCAUACAAAUGUUUAGACUGUGGGAAAAGCUUCCGAUGGUACACAUGCUUUACUUUACAUCAAAGAAACCAUUCGCACACAUGUUCUGAAGGUGGAAAGAGCAUCAACUGGAAGUGCAACUUUUCCCAAUCAAAAAUGCACCUAGGAGAAAAACCAUAUAAAUGUACAGAUUGCGGAAAGACUUUCAGAAAAAGAACAGAUCUGAAUUCCCAUCAAAGAAUUCACACUGGGGAAAAACCCUACAAAUGCUCAGAAUGUGGGAAAACUUUCAGAUGGAAUACUCAACUGAGCUUACAUCAAAGAAUGCACACAGGGGAAGAACCGUAUAAAUGCUCCCAGUGUGGAAAGAGCUUCAGUCGGAAUACGCACCUCAAUUCACAUCAAAGACUCCACACAGGGGAGAAACCGUAUAAAUGUCCCGAAUGCGGAAAAAGCUUUAGCUGGAGACGUAACCUGUUGUCCCAUCAAAAAAUCCACUUGGUAGAAAAACCAUAUAAAUGCUCAGAUUGUGAGAAGAGUUUUGGAAACAGAACAGAUCUUAAUUCCCAUCAAAGGAUUCACACAGGGGAGAAACCUUGUAAGUGCUCAGAGUGUGGAGAAACCUUCAGUUGGAGUACUCAGCUGUCUUCACAUCGAAGAACACACACCGGGGAGGAUCGGUUCAAAUGCUCCGAAUGUGGGAAAAGUUUCAGCCGGAGCACAAGCCUUUCUUCUCACCAAAGAAUCCACACAGGGGAGAAACCGUAUGAAUGCUUGCAGUGCGGGAAGAGCUUCAGUCGGAGCACGUAUCUCACCUCACACCAAAGGAUUCACACUGGAGAGAAACCUUACCAGUGCUCAGAAUGUGGAAGAGGUUUCAGCCAGAGCGCUCACCUUGCUUCCCAUCAGCGGAUCCAUACGGGGGAGAAACCGUUUCAGUGUUCCGAGUGCGGGAGGAGCUUCAGUCAAAGACGAAACCUUGCAUCCCAUCAGAAGAUCCAUUCAGGGGACAAACCAUAUCAAUGCCUGGAGUGUGGAAAGAGCUUCAUUCAGAGGAGAACCCUUAUUUCCCAUCAGAGAAUGCACACAGGGGAGGCUCCUGCAGAUCCUAAAAAUGCUCCCAGUAUACAGUGGACAGCAGAUGGAUCAUAA
This is a messenger RNA of Euleptes europaea (tarantolino), 1440 nucleotides long. Its product is annotated as zinc finger protein OZF-like. The transcript has a single exon. Lineage: Eukaryota; Metazoa; Chordata; Lepidosauria; Squamata; Sphaerodactylidae. The annotation marks the transcript as partial. The record is from RefSeq and is a predicted model, not a curated record.